UCGGGUUUUGCUCGAUUACAUGAAGUGGUUGCUUUAAUACCUUCAGCAGCAGACAGACAUGCAGAUUAUAGAGCGAGAGCCACUCGCCCUAGGAAAGGAGUAAAAUAACUCAAUAUCUUUAGAAGACUGACUGGCUGGGGGAGGUGACUGCGCUAUUCUUGUAUCAGUAAAGAGCCUGCGUUAAAUAACGAGGACGCAUAACACAGCAGAGGUGAGGCAAACAAACGGCCCUUGGCAGAGAGGUUGGGUGCGAAGACUACAACUCGUGCACGAAAAGCAGCAUCUUUUGCAUUUAGAGAUGAAAGUGAAGCAAGGCUGCGACGCGGGUGUCCCGUGUACGACUGAAGAGGAUUUGCAAAAAAGCACAGAAAUAACGCCGGAGAAUGUACUCGGGCUGCAGAAGAUCACAGACAAUUACCUCUGCGGUCCAGAACAGAACAUACACAAGAUCGACUUCACCAGGUUCAAAAUCCGAGACAUGGAGACAGGCAUGGUUCUUUUUGAGAUCACCAAACCCCCUACAACAGAGAGUGGGGAGGACAGAACGGACUUUGACCAGAAUGCCGGGCGCUUUGUGCGUUAUCAGUUCACCUCCGCUUUCCUCCGACUACGGCAGGUUGGCGCCACGGUGGAGUUCACUGUAGGCGAUGUUCCCAUCAACAACUUCCGAAUGAUCGAGAGGCACUAUUUCCGUGAGCGGCUGCUGAAGAGCUUUGACUUUGAGUUUGGCUUCUGCAUCCCGAGCAGUAAGAAUACCUGUGAACACAUCUAUGAGUUCCCACCACUCUCUGAAGAAAUAAUGCGUGAAAUGAUCCUUCACCCCUAUGAGACGCAAUCCGACAGCUUUUACUUUGUGGACAACAAGCUUGUGAUGCACAAUAAGGCAGAUUAUUCUUACAGCGGUGGACCGUAGGAAGCCUCGCUCACCUCUUGCAGAAAACUGCAUUGAGCUGCAAAGCAACUGGCAGAGGAACAUCUACUGGCAGUGGCAUCUAGGCAUCUAAUCUUAUAUGUGAUGAUGCAUUUGGUUAAAAAAAACAAUCUCAGGACUGUGUGUGUGUGUGUGUGUGUGUGUGAGUGAGAGAGACAGAGAGAGAGAGAGAGAGAGAGAGAGAAUGUUACUCAGAAUGGCCCAGUACUGCUUUUUUCCUUAGAAUCAUUUAAAGUAUGUGAUAACUCUGUCUCUUUAUGUAUAUGAGUGUGCCUGUGCACAUGUGCAUAAUUGCAUGCUCUGUUUUUAUGUAUUUUUAAAAGCCCAAAGACUAAUAAUUCUAAACAACUCUGAUUUGUAACUAAAUUUUCUUACUAUGUUUCUCAAUGCUUCUAAA
Molecule: messenger RNA, 1328 nt
Organism: Sinocyclocheilus rhinocerous
Lineage: Eukaryota; Metazoa; Chordata; Actinopteri; Cypriniformes; Cyprinidae
Product: protein unc-119 homolog A-like
Exons: 5
Coding region: 299-913 (204 amino acids)
Biological process (GO): mitotic cytokinesis; nervous system development; lipoprotein transport
Cellular component (GO): intercellular bridge; spindle pole; spindle midzone
Molecular function (GO): lipid binding
Source: RefSeq, a predicted model, not a curated record